Molecule: messenger RNA, 2740 nt
Organism: Melanotaenia boesemani (Boeseman's rainbowfish)
Lineage: Eukaryota; Metazoa; Chordata; Actinopteri; Atheriniformes; Melanotaeniidae
Gene: pdha1b
Product: pyruvate dehydrogenase E1 subunit alpha 1b
Exons: 13
Coding region: 111-1469 (452 amino acids)
Biological process (GO): pyruvate decarboxylation to acetyl-CoA
Cellular component (GO): intracellular membrane-bounded organelle
Molecular function (GO): pyruvate dehydrogenase (acetyl-transferring) activity
Source: RefSeq, a predicted model, not a curated record
AUCUUUUGCAGUCGUUGCUCACCGGUGCUGGUUACGGAACGGACACUAAAAGGGAAUUAAAGUUAAUCAGCUGUCAUUAAUCCUCCUCGGAGUCAGGUCGCGUCUCUAGUAUGAAAACCAUGUUAGCAAUCAUCUCCAACGCACUUUGUAGGAUCACUGGCAAAAAUGUGGGAGCCCAAACAGUGUCGGAGCUGCUGAUUGACCUGUCAGAGUACGUCAAUCUAACUUCACCGGCGGCGCCCGCCUUGGCACUGACCCAGCGACAACCACCUAAACCACCACCAGUCAGUACUAGAUCGACUGCUGCACAGUCAGUUAGCAUCCAGCCCGAGCAGCUAGACGGACCAGGUGGCAGAGUCGUCGUCGCUCGCUCAUUUACUGACUUCACUCCUCAGGCGACCUUUGACAUCAAGAAAUGCGACGUGCACCGUCUGGAGGAGGGUCCUCCAGAGAAGGCGGAGCUGACCAGGGAGCAGGGCCUGCAGUAUUACCGCACCAUGCAGACUGUGAGGCGCAUGGAGCUCAAAGCCGAUCAGCUCUACAAACAGAAGAUCAUCAGGGGCUUCUGUCACCUGUACGAUGGACAGGAAGCGUGUGCUGCAGGCAUCGAGGCCGCCAUCAACUCCUCUGAUCAUCUGAUCACAGCCUACCGCGCCCACGGCUACACGUACACCCGCGGCGUGUCGGUUAAAGAGAUCCUGGCUGAACUCACAGGUCGGAAAGGUGGCGUGGCCAAAGGGAAGGGAGGAUCUAUGCAUAUGUACGCGCCACAUUUCUACGGAGGCAACGGCAUUGUGGGCGCACAAGUGCCUUUGGGCGCAGGGAUCGCUCUGGCCUGUCAGUACCAAGGCAAUAAUCAGGUGUGUGUCACGCUCUACGGAGACGGAGCAGCCAAUCAGGGCCAGCUAUUCGAGUCAUUCAACAUGGCCGCUCUUUGGAAGCUGCCUUGCAUCUUCAUCUGUGAGAACAACAAAUACGGCAUGGGAACAUCGGUGGAGAGAGCGGCAGCCAGCACCGACUACUACAAGAGAGGAGACUUCAUACCAGGACUGAGAGUGGACGGGAUGGACGUCCUGUGUGUCAGGGAGGCCACAAAGUUCGCUGCUGAUUACUGCAGAUCUGGAAAGGGUCCCAUUGUGAUGGAGCUGCAGACCUACCGUUACCAUGGACACAGCAUGAGCGACCCUGGUGUCAGCUAUCGCACUCGCGAGGAGAUUCAGGAGGUGCGCAGCAAAAGUGACCCCAUCUCCUUGCUGAAGGAGCGCAUGCUCAGCAACAACAUGGCGGCAGUAGAGGAAUUUAAGGAAAUGGAUGCAGAGAUCCGUAAGGAGGUGGAAGAGGCGGCUCAGUUUGCGACCUCUGAUCCAGAGCCACCGCUGGACGAGCUUUGCAACCACAUCUUCUACAACAACCCACCGCUGGAAGUCCGCGGGACAAACCCCUGGUCCAAACUCAAGUCUGUCAGCUAGACUCAGCCCUGUUAGAGGCUCAGUUAGAUGCUCCAUCCUUCUAAGCUCCAGAGCCUGAGUCCUUGCUGAGCUAAGGGCUGCUUCGGUGCACCUACACCCUUGACUUUAGAUCUCUGCACCUUAACGGGACUCGGUUUUUACCUUAAACCAGCCAGUAUUAUUUAUUUAUAGUUUUAUAUAGAAAUAUGUAAGUUAUUAUUCCUGCUGCACAUCUGACCAGUCUGUUGGUGUCGGUUCAUAAUUUGAUCAAGUUGUUUGAAGUGAGAAAAUAAGAUGCAUCGAGUCUACUUGACAGGUGAGAAAUUCUGCAGGGCUGCGCAAUAUAUACGCACAAAACUUGUUUCAUUCUUUGAUUGUGGGAUUUUUUUUUUCUAUGACUGGUUCAUUAUAACGUCCUUCAUGUUUACCUGAAAAACAAAUGUCAGUUUUCUCCAAGCUGUCAGCCGCUUGCUGUAUAUUUGGGACUUUUCACACUCUUUCCUUGCUGCUUUCAAAAUGGACAAAAUGAGUUUAAAGGCAUGUACAGUAAAAACUCUUUGAGUACUUUUCUCACAUAUUUCUCUCAUUUUCUAAGCUGUGGAACAAACUCCAGAUACCACCAGUGUGAAAGGAGUUUAUGAAGAAACCAAAGCUAAGCAAAUUUAGAUUUUGUGCUUCACAAGAUCACCUGGAUGCUUCAAUUUUAAAGACGCUCUCACUCACGUUCCACUUUGUGCCUAAACUGAACACACAAACAUCUCAUUGGGUUUGAUUUUGUGCGAUGUGAAACUAAACUGAUGGGAGAUGUUCAAAUCGUGGCUAUUUUGUAGUAGAAUUUUGUUCUACACAUUAGAAAAUGGAGCAGGUAUGUCCAGACUUGUACUGGUGCUCUUCAUGUAUCCGUUAAGGCUUGUUUUUAACCAGUUGCAGUACAACCCAGCAUAAAUACCACUUUUCCACCUGACUGCAAUAAAACAAAAUCUUAACACCCAACAGAAAUCUGCCUGCUUAACUCACAAGCAGCAUCAGCUUUCUGAAGGCUUGGUGGGUCAGAGUUGAAGGAAAGUUCAGAAGGAAUCGCUCUCCUGUGCUGGGGAAUAAAAACACUACAUUUUAGUUUUUAUAGACAAACGUCAGGAGUUCUGAGAUCACUUAUUAUGGCAGAUGUUUCAUGUAUAUCUGUGUACUGAGCUUGUACAGAACGUUUUGCUAUUUCACUGUUAAAUGCUGUACACUGGAAGACUGGAAGACUCGAUGUAAAUAAAUAACAUGACCAAAAUGGGGAAAUCCUG